GCACUUCCGGUGCAGUACAGAGUGUUUACAUCUGUUUUCGGUUCGUUAACGGGAGCGCGUGGGUCGGUACCGAGUCAGAACCGGAACCGGGGACAUCAGCCGGAGGUUCACAGGUUCACAGCCGCCGGACACGUCUUCAGCACCGGGUUAGGGUUUCAUGAGGAAGCGGUGACGAUGUCUCUGACCGCCGAUGCUAAUGCUGAUGCUAAUGCUGAAGCUAACGUGGAGCAGAAGGUGCUUCAGUAUGAAAACUUCAUUAACGAUAUUCUGAAGAGAGAUUUACAGAAGGUUGUGGAGCAGAGAGACGAGGUUUAUGAGAAGAUCAGUCAAUAUCUGCAGCUGAAGAACACAGUACACACUCUGCAGGAGGCAGGAUCUCAGCGGCUGAAGACAGACGUGGAUCUCGGCUGUAACUUCUACGUCCAGGCUGAAGUGGAGGACUCGUCCAGAAUCUUUGUGGCGAUUGGUUACGGGUUCUUUGUGGAGAUGACUCACGACGAGGCGCUGCGAUUCAUCGAGAAGAAAACGAAUCAGCUCACAGCUUUCACGGAGCAGCUCACCAAAGACUCCGCCAAAAUAAAAGCCAACAUCCGCAUGGUGCUAGAGGGUCUGCGGGAGCUGCAGGGACUGACUGACCUGCCAGAGAGUAGAAGAAGAGAAGUUUUCUAGACUUGUGGAUAAACUGCUGUAUGUUCGGAGGAUGGACCGAUCAGGACGGACUUGUAAAGACUCGACCUGAUCUCUGCUCAGCUCAAGGAUUCAACAUGGACGUUCAAUAAAUCACAUCAGCAGUUUGUUCAGAUAUGAAUGAGGGGAGGUGGGAUCAAAUCGUCAUCGGAGGAUAUCGUAACGCUGGUGAAUCUGUGACAGACGUGGACUCUGCAGGACUCGGACACGAGUGAAGCCUCUGGACUGAAACCACCUGAGCGGAGGCUGCUGACGUCCACAUGCUUUUGUAAAUGUUUGCGUGAACAGUUGUUCUGCAGAUGUGAUUUGUAGAAAAAUAAGAUACUGACUGUUGAAUUCAGGAGCAAUAAAGUCACACUGAUUAAAACCUGAA
Messenger RNA from Limanda limanda (common dab), 1060 nucleotides. It is a transcript of the gene uxt, whose product is annotated as ubiquitously-expressed, prefoldin-like chaperone. NCBI's taxonomy places the organism in Eukaryota, Metazoa, Chordata, Actinopteri, Pleuronectiformes, Pleuronectidae. The transcript is spliced from 6 exons. Bases 175 to 669 code for a protein of 164 amino acids. Gene Ontology annotation, molecular function: transcription corepressor activity. The record is from RefSeq and is a predicted model, not a curated record. Gene Ontology annotation, biological process: negative regulation of transcription by RNA polymerase II.